This is a messenger RNA of Lymnaea stagnalis (great pond snail), 5890 nucleotides long. NCBI's taxonomy places the organism in Eukaryota, Metazoa, Mollusca, Gastropoda, Lymnaeidae. The record is from the annotation of a GenBank genome assembly.
GUGGAAAAUAAAAUAUAAUAGGCCUAGCCUUAUAAACAAGCCAGUCUUUAUUUAUUUUCUUUUACAGUUAAACAACUGUACCGGCCUAAAUAUUUGUUAACCAAUAAGCCUGCAAAUUAAUAAGGAUUUAACUAUUUUAACCAGAUCAUGACAAUAACACAUGAACGCAUCAUUCAAAAUAUUUACUUUUAAUAACAAAUCAACUAGAGAGGUUCUUACUGUUAAAAUUCCAGAGGUAUUUUAGUAUUAUUAAUUAUUAAUUAAUGAUAAUGUAAAUUAAAUUGUCAAUAUGAAAAUGAUGAUGAUGGCGUUAUUAAAUGAUUAUUAUUAAAUAAAUCAAUAAAUAUUAAUAAAAUUAUUAUGAUUAUCACUUCAGUGUCAGUCACAAUCAGUGAGAUGAAUCAGUGCUGUGACUAUAUUCUAUAUCUAUGUCUAUGACUAUGGUGGCACGAGCCACUAUCAUUGGCAUUGGACUUGGAGUAAUAAGUCAUAAGUCUACUCUCUCUAUACUCUAUGGCAUUGGACUAUGACUAAUAUUUACUAUGAGUUGAGUAGGCCUACGUAGUAUUAUUAUUAUUAUUAUGUAUGACUGAAUAAAUUCAAGUCCAAAUAAAUUAAAUGAAUGGAUUGGAUGGUAUAACUAUAUAUUAGGCAUUUACUAAAUCUACUAUAUGAUUAUGAAGAGCUUAUUAUUAUUAUCUUAUUAUGAAUUUUUUGUCAUUUAAAGAUUGUUAAUUAAUGUUAGUGUUGGAUACUUUUAGGCCAUGAUUCAUGAUGAUUAUUUACUGACUAAACACAGUAUAAUAAUGAUGUAUAUAAUAUAUUAUGCUAUGGCCAUAAUAUUAUGCUAUGGCCAUAAUAUUAUGCUAUGGCCAUAGCUAAAAACUAUUUAAUUUUCUUAACGAGGUAUGGAUUUAAAAAAAAACAAAAAGCAAAAUGAUAUAUUUUCGGACCAAUCCAUGCGAAUGACAAGUUAAUUCUGCACAACCGCACCACUAAACAUCACUAAGUGAAACAACAAAAAUGGCAGGGUGCAAUGGCCUUUAUUUUGAUGAAAGUUGUUUCUACUGUAAAAUCUUAAAAAAGAAAUAAAGAAUGUUCAUCGCAAGACAAAUAAUAAUCAUUUUAAAGGUUUCUGCAAGGUGAGUUAACUUUUUAUGCUUUAUUGAGCUUUGUAGUAAUAAUGCCAAAACGACAACAUGUUGUUGAAGUUUUAGUGCUUAGGCUACAAAAUAUGUGUAUAGUAUGAGUAUAAAAAAAAAUUAUUUAAUAUUGUUUUGGUUGGAGUAAAAAAUAAACCAGUAAAAACAUUUAACUUUUUCUUUCAAUAGCUGUAAAAUACGAAAUAUAUCAUUCUAAUUCAUAUAGCCUACAUUUUUUAAAGCAUAAUAAUAAUAAUAUUAAAAAAACCUAUUGACUUUUUCAGGCAUGAGAAAUUAAACCUGAAAACAGUUACAUGUCAUUCAGAAUUCUAUAAUAAAUCUGAAAAAAAGUCACAAGAUUAUGCUAUAGUAUCGAUGCUUGAUGUGGACGGAAUCAAAAGGGCCAGAGUUAAAGAUAGUGAAGGUGAAAAAUCCAGCAUAAUGAGGUUAAAGUACAUCCUAUGCAGUGAAGGAGCUACGAUACAAGACUUGAGGUUGCAGCAUGCAUUUACCAUUCUGAACCAAGCUCUCAUAGUCUCCUUAAAAAGGAGAUAAACUGACAAUUUUAAACCAGAUGUUUUGGAGUCAAAGAGCUGUGUUAAAAAUGCUUUAAAAAAAAAAAAAAGAUAUCCUUCUUCUCCUUGGUGCUGUGGAUGUCGAUGACAGAAUACAUACUAAUAAGUACUACUCUGCAAUUCCGCUGAAGAUGCAAGCGAAGCAGACAGUUCAUGAUUUUUUAAUUGUAUUUUCUUUUUUUAACAUUUUUUUUAUAAUUCUGUUUUAUAAAAACACAAUAAUUAAUAAUGAAUACAUUAUAAACUAGUAGCAGUCUAUAUACAAUAUUGCUGGGGACUUUUCAGCAUUUAUACUACUAUUCUGUUAAAAUACAUCAAUAAAACACAUUAAGCAUAACAUGAAAUAUUUGGUACUGGGAAUGUUAUCCCAUAAAAAUGGAUAUACAGCAUUUUGUCAUUAAGUUGGAUAUAAAGCCUUUUAAGACAAAAUAAAACCAAGUAAAUAAAGACAUUUUAUGUACCUAUAUUUUAAUUAUCAUCUUAGACUAACUUAUAUUAUGAAUAUAUUCCUAAAUUGAGAUUUAGUUUUACAACAAUUUGAGCCAUCAUUAUAAAGGAAAAAAGUUUGAAUAUCUCAAAACCCCAAAACUCGAUAAAAAGCACUUUGAAAAUGAGCUCUUCAUACACAUAUAUAUUUUUUUUCAUCAGUGUAAUUUCAAAAGAUCAAAAGGAAAUGUCAUAGAUAAGAAUAGCUGAUGCGUUUAAGCAAAGCAAACAAAAUUGCUAAAUCCAAUACAUGUUUCAUACCAUGGGCUUUGUGACAAUUGGUGCACUGACAGGAUACCAUGUAUUAAGAAAGUGGCUUAAAGAAAUAACUAGAUUAAAUAAAAAUACAGCAAUCUUAUUUGAUACAACUGAAAAUAAAUAUUUUGUAUCAUCACAUUUGGGUCAGGGAAUAUGAAUUUCCACUAGCAUCUCUUUUUUUGCUCUCCUUGAUUAAGUGUAGAAUGAUGAAAAACUAAAUUCUGGUAUGCGCCAAAAUGAAUCUAUGCAGUUUAAAUUUUUUUAAAAAUGUUCUAGAGAGGGCUUAGUGAGUAAGUGUUUGAGCAAUAACUGGCUUAGACUUAGUAGAAGAAUGAAGUGAAGAGAAGCCUACUUAGACUCUCUAGACAUACAACUUGACUUAUCUAUUGUAAGUGUAACUACUAUUAUAGUGUCUAUUCUGUAAAUAGACCCUAUUUAUUUUGAAUUUAUUUAAUCUUACUUGAACUCAUUCAUUGCAAGUUACUCAAUUUUUUAGAAGUCUUAUUUCAGUUGGAAUUGUGGUGUUACUCUGAAUCGUUUGUAAAGAUGAUGUAAAUAUAGUUUGGGCCUAGAUUGCAUAAUUUACUUUAAACUGACAAUAAACGUAACUACUUUUAAAUUAAAUCUUGAAAACUAACUGGACAUUAUAAUUAGCUUCCUCAACUUGCAACUUUGACUGGUAUUGUUCUAGUGUAGCUAUCCUGUCCUAAUAUCCGGCCUGUUUGGAUUUUGUCCUUGCUUUAAAAGUUCAAUUUCAUUUUAUUAGAAAUUUUUCUGCAUUGUCUGAGAGAAUAGAAUCACUCAUUGAAUUGAUAUCGUAGCUUUAGUUUGGCUUGUAGUUCAAGAAACAUUAUGUUAUGAAAGACACUGUUUUACAACUAGAGGCCUAAGUCUAAAUACAAGUACUGCAAUUACUCAUUAUUUAUCAGUUUAGUUCAUUCAUUCAUUAACUGAUAAAAUUGAGUACCCGGUAAUUACUUCAUUCAUUAUUUAGUUAUAAUAACUUUAUUGUCAUAUCUUAUUAAAAAUGCACAUUUAAAGAUUUGUUAUAUCUCUCAGUUAACAGAUGCAGACUAUGGCCUAUACAUCUGGCCUUGUGCACCUGUUCUUGCACAGUAUAUAUGGCUGAGGAAAGGUUUUAUAACGGGAAAGAAAGUUUUAGAGGUAAGUAAUUUACUACUCAAAAGCAGAGCCUUAAAUUAUAUGGAUUCAAUUCAAGCAAUGCUACCUCCUCACUGGAAUAUUUUAAAAAAAUUCUUGUGAAAUACAUUAUAAAUCUGAAAGUAGUUUUUUUUAAAUAAUCUUUUUUGUUAUGGUAUCAAAUUUGGUCUUGUUUUUCGGCGUAGUGAAAAUAUUCAAUAACAUGUUUGGCUUGAUUACAAUUAGUGUGAACACUACUCAUUAUUUAUAUAAUCAGUAUAUAAACAGUGUGGCAAUAUAAUAUAAUUUCAGAUUUUGAUUUCUAUAAAGAUGAAAUAAUUUGUGUUUUACGUCUUCUGGAACCCUCUAGAGUAAAUGUUAUUAUAAAAGGUUAUAUUUAGGAGUCUGAUGGUUUGCAUGUUAAGACAAUAAGGGCUCUACUUCAUAUUACCCCAUUUUUGUAGGGAAUACAAGACUUACUCCAAAAUUGCUUAGGGAUGCGCAAUAUGGUAUAAAUAUGGUUUGGAAACACUGCUCUAGACAAAUGUAUGAGUUGGAUAUUCAAAAAGUUUAAUCUGGAGAUCAGACAACACAUUAAACAUUAUUUUCUAUGAUACAUAUUGCACCUAUAUUUGUUCAUAAAGAAAUGUUUAAAUGUGUUUUAUUUUAAAUUUUUUAUUUAAUCUUUAUGACCAGAUUGGCGCUGGCACAGCUUUGCCUGGUAUUGUAGCUGCCAAAUGCGGAGCCAAAGUUAUCCUAAGUGAUAGCACCAAUUACCCAUUAUGUCUUGAUAUUUGCCACAAGAGUGCUGAAUUGAAUGAUGUGACUGAAAUCAGUGUUGUAGGAAUUACAUGGGGGCAAGUGACAUCAGUUCUUGUUAAUCUACCAAAAUUAGACAUUGUUUUGGCCUCAGAUUGUUUCUACGACUCUAAAGGUUAGUCCAAAAAGAUUUAGUAAGAAAUUAUAGCAACAAUCUCAGUUUUAAAGUAAAGAAUGUUAUUUAUUAAUUACUUAUAAUACUAUAAGUUAUUAGCCAACAUGGAACAACCACCCUCAGUAUUUUGUUGGGAAUGAUAUUAAAAUCAGAAGGGGAAGUGCCAAUUAUUUCUUAAGAAAAAUUAAGAAGGUACCGGCAAUGCUUUUUAAUGAUGCUUGGUCCAUCGUGGAUAAUAUGUAUGCUAACUUUUGAUAACAGCACCCAUGUUUUGGUUGGAGCCAUGAUACUGAGAUUCUCAAUAGAUCUGUUCAUAUUAACUGACAUGCUUACAUUUUUCUGCCAGAUUUUGAGGAUGUUGUCAUGACUCUAUCUUAUGUAUUACAUCGAAAUCCAAAUGCAGAAGUGUGGUGCACUUACCAGGAGAGGAGGUAUACAAACACCUGUUUCCAAGUUUCAUGAAAAUUCCAUUGAAAAUUCUUACAAAGAAUUUUAUAUUAUUUUUUAAAAGAUGUUGAAAAAUAUUUAUUUGAGAGAUGUAAUAAAGGAGGGGGGGGGGGGGGGGGAGGGGGAGGAGACGAAAUAAUUUUUAUAUUGUGCUUCUAACAAAACAUUUAAUUUUAAAAAAAUUAUGCUACCACUACCAUUAUUUAAAUAACGUUUUUACUUUUAAUUUCUUUCAUUAAAACAGUUCAGAGAGAUCCAUUGAACAUUUACUGGACAAAUGGGAGCUUUAUGGUGAGGAAGUUGAUGCCCCUGCAAUGGACACAGUGACAACUACAUUUGAAGGGCAUUUAUUACAUGUAAUUAAAUUAUUUAUAAUUAGACUGAAGAAAGAAAUAAAGCCGCUCUAGUAAAAAGUACUAAAUUAGCUAAUAAUUGAUGAUCAUAGUUGUUUUUGUAAAAAUACAAAUAAAUUCUUGAGGAAGAUUUUAUAAAAUUUUAUAAUUAGGUUAGUGAUAACUUCACAAUCUGUUGCCUAAUGCUAAUAAUAUUGUAGUAAUUUUUUUCUUUCAUGCAUGGAUUUUAAAUUUGGUUUGAUUUAUUUGUAAAUUUGUGACUCAACAUUUGCCAAAUCAUAUGAAUAAAUAUAGGGAUGACUUAGCAAAAAAUGAUUUUAUUAAAAAAAUGAAACGUUUCAUGUAAAUUGAAGAAUAUGUCCUGAACUGGUUUUAACUGAUUCGGUGAGCUGUGGCAAGCCUGACAAAAUGACAUUGUUUUGUUAUCACUUAUAAUAUAAUUUAUACAGAAACUUAAAUUUAUCUCUACGAGUUUCAUACAAGAAUUGUUACUUUAACAUGGAUGAGUUUGAAAUUUGCAAGGAAAUAAAUAACAGCAAAUGAGCCAAAACCCAU